AUGGUCAACUACACUAUCCUUGCCGGAGGUUUCUCCUCCGCGAUUGCCACAUAUUUCUUUGACGCCGGCGCCAAGUCUCUUACCCUGACGCAACAGAGUCCGUCAGGAGAAAACCCAUCAUGGAUUGCUCAGCAUCCUAAUAACAGCCUCAUAAUAUAUGCGGUUAAUGAAAUACAGCCCGUAGGGAACUUGCAGUCUUUUUCUGUUGGUGACGCAGGGGUUCUAUCACUGGUGGAUACUGUAUCUACAGGCGGCAAUGGGCCCACUUUCACCAAUCCGCUUUCGACGGGAGAAGUAACAGGCAUGAAUUUUGGAUCUCCUAAUUGCUCUUUUGUUGCCACCGUCGCCGAUGAUCCCCUUCACUUCGAAAAGGAUUCCCCGAUAAUCGACUUCCCCGUGGGCCCCAACGCACCGUCUAACCCUCACAUGUCACUUGAACACAACGGAGAAGUCUUCGUUCCAGACUUGGGCGCAGACAAAAUCUGGCGAAUCGUAAAUGACGGUGCUCCCGGAAAGUUCAGAGUCCAGGGCCAAAUAGAUAUCGAUGCAGGCGCUGGACCACGACACAUUGCUAUUCACGAUGACAUUCUUUUCACAGUGCAUGAAAAAACCUCCACGUUGACUGCUCAACGUAUACCCGAGGCGCCUAACGGUACAACCCUGCCUCUUCUUGCUAAUGUUUCUGUUGUACCGGCCAAUCCCCUCGAAGGAACCUCCUUCGCCGCGGCUGAGAUCCUCAUUUCCACUCCGACUGAACGCUUUCCAUCACCACUAAUAUACGUGAGUAACCGCAAUAUCGGAACGACGAUCGAUCCUGCGGGCGAUACAAUCGCAAUCUUUCAGUUCAAUAACGGAACAAGUUCUAAUUCAACGUGUACGGAGAGUACCAAACGGCGGAUGAAGCGUGUAAACAGGAUCACAAAGCGGAGCACAGAACUUCUGGAGCUGUUGGCCCAGGUACCUACCGGAUUACAACAGAUCCGGAGCAUGAGCCUCGGCAAAGUCGAAGAUGGUGGGGACGAAUUCAUCGUCGCGGGCGCUAAUACUGUUGGUGGUGUCGUCGUUUUGCAACGAGUGGACGAAGGCCGUAAUUUGGUGGAAGUGGCCCGGAAUGAAGACAUUGCAAACCGAACGAGUUUCAUUUUCCUUUGA
Molecule: messenger RNA, 1152 nt
Organism: Desarmillaria tabescens
Lineage: Eukaryota; Fungi; Basidiomycota; Agaricomycetes; Agaricales; Physalacriaceae
Product: Lactonase, 7-bladed beta-propeller-domain-containing protein
Exons: 4
Coding region: 1-1152 (383 amino acids)
Molecular function (GO): protein binding; 6-phosphogluconolactonase activity
Source: RefSeq, a predicted model, not a curated record